Molecule: messenger RNA, 3520 nt
Organism: Tribolium castaneum (red flour beetle)
Lineage: Eukaryota; Metazoa; Arthropoda; Insecta; Coleoptera; Tenebrionidae
Exons: 7
Coding region: 641-3448 (935 amino acids)
Source: RefSeq, a predicted model, not a curated record
UUUGUUUGUUUUACUCGAGAUUUCGUCAAAAGUAUGCCAAAAAAACCAAGAAAUUGGACGAAGAAAGUGUUACUUCAAACCAUUUCGCAAAUAUUGAAACUUGAAAAAUAAAAAAGAGGGUGGAAGAACUCAAGUAUUAUUUAUAGCGCGUGCACUAUUUAUUCAAACUUUAAUUGAAACGUUGAACAAUUUGGAAAAAUAAAGACUGGGGCCAGAAGGCGACCUCGCCGACCGGAAGCCUCUGGUCAACAGCUCUUCCUCCGGGUCUCCAUCUCCAGCUUUGUGCACGUCUUUAACCGGAUCGGGUUCAGAGGCAGCACAAGUGGAGGGGUGGCAUUCCAACGCAGCAGCGUCAAGGUCUCUCACUUCUUCUUUCCCGUGCUCAAAGCCAGCAAACCAAGUGCCACGAGCGAGAAAGACAGCAUCCACAUAGUGGUCCAGUUCGAUUGACAUUCUCGCAUACUUUCAACGGUUUCAAACGGUUUUCUCUCGAAACCACCACCUGGUGCAGGGUUCGAAAACGGUUAUGCGUGGAGUGACUCGGGUGUGUGUUGGUGCGGUUCUCGACCGUUAGUUGGACAUGAAGUGCAGAAGGCCCAUAUAAGUCACCACCACCACCAUGUAAACCCACCCAUCGACCAUGUCGUCCCCAUCGCCCGACCCGCCAAAAUCCCCCGACCACACCUACCAAUCGAGCGAGACCAGCGACCACGGCCUCCUCAGCCACUGUCCCUGCACCGACAAACCCCUCGACUCGUCCAAAACCGACCUCCACAGCCACUGCAUCCCCAAAUCCUCCCACCACCACAACAUCAUCAGUCUAAGCCAUGUCCCGGCCAACACCAACCACAUCCACCCCAUCAACCAAUCCGUCCAUGUCCACGUCCAUGCCUCGCCAAAGACUGCCCAUAAAAUCGUCCCCUCGACCUGCACCUGCCAUCUGCAAGAGGACCCGGACGUCAUCGUCGAAGCCGAGCCCCAAGGCCGGAAAUUGGACGAUGAUAGAAUCGAAGUGUCCAAUUUACCGCCGGCGCUGCCGCCCAGACCACCCCCGAGGCCUAGGCUCGAGGGGACCAUCGGGUCCAGACACAGAAUUAGGAGUUCAAAUCCGAGCAACAGUGGCGUCCGAAAAUACGUCUUCUGGUGCUGCGCUUGUGGCGGAUUGGCUACAAUUUUAGGGACGAUGUUUCUAGCUGUGUACUUCCUCCUGCGUUCUUAUACCUCCACGUUAGGUUAUUUCGAAACAAUACCUACUUUUGUGCCUGCCACUAUGUUGAUUUUGACCGGUCUUUGCGUGAUGAGUCUCGCCAGGCGGAAAAAUCGAUAUAGUUAUCUGAUCAAAGUGUGUGGCUUGUGUUGUUUGGUUUGUGCCCUGACUUGUGUCCUAGUCACAAUCACAACCACCGUGAUUCACAUGAACCGACUCCAAACACUUCGUGAGUGUGUCUACACUCAGAAAACUCGUACCUGUAUUUGUUAUUCAGUCUUGUUAGAAUCACACGUCCAUGCCGACGAUGAAAUUAAGUUUGUGUUUAAUUCCACUCCCGACUGUGAAGUGAUCCACGGCGCCCUUUAUUCGUGUCUAAGGGCCAUGUUUGGACUAUCAGUUAGCGGGAUCUUGGUCUGCAUUUUCUCGUGUAUGUUGGUUUACCAGCUGUUAAGCCACGAAAAAAAGAAAAUGUACUGGGAACAGCUGGAGCUGAGAUGUCGCUCGUUUUACCAACAACACGCAAGUGGCCCUACGAGCACCCAUGGCUCAGUCAGAGGGCCCCCAAUAACCCCAAGCACGUACUGUAGCUGUUGCGAGGAGUGUCGGUACCCCCCACUUCCAAUAGGCCCACAAGUGUACCCAUGGGACAGUCACCACCCAACUGACCGCUUUUGGACGCCAGGACGCGUCGGCAACUUUUACUCCCCCAACCCGGGGGAGGACGGCCUCCCCGGGGACACCUCCACUCGCGACCGCACCAGCGGCUGGAGCUGGCGCCGCCUCCCCUGGACCCGCACCAACAACCAAACGGAAAACCCCCGAGACAACUCCUUGACCUAUCAAGUGGGUUCCAGCAGUGCUGACAGCCAAUACGGCUUCAGCAGCCGAACUGGGGAAAACGUCCCCCAGGACCCCAACACCGGGUCCACCGGCUCCUACAGCGUCCUGGACAACCGCCCCCCAAUCGGAGGAGUCUACGUCUGGGGCCCUCCACCCCCCUAUUCCAAUCCCAACUCGCCAGCCCGCCGCCCCCUGCAAUCACCAGCGCGGUACCACCACAUCCACCACCACUUGCACGAAUCGCACUGUCAAAUGAACGAAGAAAACCAAUUCCGAGGGUCGAGGAGAACGCGUCUCCAUUGCAAAGACAAUUACGAGAAUACGACGGAAGCCGAAGUCCAACAACCGAAUGACAAUGGGGAAAGUACCGAUAGUUCCAGCUGCGUGGACCGGAUUUCCCACACCCUCCCCGUGCGAAAAAUGAAAAAGAAGACAGACAUGGCGUCUGUUAAAUCGACCAAUCAAACCAACAGUCGCACCAACGUCCAAAACGUCUUCGCCCAAAACAAGGACGAACCCAAAAACGAAGACGAAGAUAAACCGAAACCCGAAUGUCGGUUCCUUCCCCGUUUACAAGGCGUUGAAAACGCAGCCUUCCAAAAACAGGAAACUCCACAAAAACCGGAAACUUCCGAGUCGGAAGUGUAUUUCGCUGACGUUAGUAGUUGUUGUAACAUUUCGGUGCGAAAUGACGGCCAAGACUCAUCCCUCUAUGACGAAGCGCUCGUUGACUCCCAAAAACCACGUCUCAUGUCCUUGCAAAAACCAGAGUGCCAACAAGAAAACCACCCACCGUCGAGUGUGCCCCAAGACGAGGAUUAUCUAACCCAUCGAAUGGGCAACCGCCAAAUGUCCACCAGGAGUCGCAUGCCGUUCCCGCUCCCGUCCGAGGAACUCCCCGACUUGCAACUCCUGCCAAAGGACAUCUCCCAGAACAGUCUGAGCAGUGUCCAGUCCCCCAUGACUGAAACCACCGACGAUGGUUUAACACCGGUCGAUUGUUGUAAUUACUUCCCCGAGAAAGCGUUCACUGAGCAUUUUCUCGCCCCCGAUGCGCAAUAUGAGGUGGUGCAAGAGUCGAGUAAUCUCACGAACACCAUUUCGGGCUUGAACAACUUCGGCCAGAGUUAUUACAAUCAGAACAAGUCUGGAUUUAAUUAUACUACAAGUCCAAAGAAUGUGCCAAAUCGGAGAAACAUCGGGUCGAAUAUCUCGGCUCUGAUCCAGAAUUUGGGCGGAAAUGCGGCGGGGCUUUUGUAUGGAGAGGCGAACAGUGCGGAUGAAGAGGUGCAAGGACAGGGGUGUCACAGUGACGGGACGAUUGAUUCGGGGUGGCAUAGUGGGUCCGAAAAGGUGGAGAGUAAGAAAGUGGACGGUGACGAGCCGGUGAACGUGUAGAGACUGAGAAAAGUUGAUAAAAUGUUGUUCUGUAUGUACUUAUAUUUUAUAAUAAAGACGUUCACAUUUAGA